CUUCCGGUACGUAGCUGUCAUCAAAAAUGGCUUCUCUUGACAGAGUGAAAGUACUAGUUUUGGGAGAUUCCGGGGUAGGUAAAUCUUCCUUGGUCCAUCUUCUGUGUCAGAAUCAGGUUUUAGGAAAUCCUUCAUGGACAGUCGGUUGCUCUGUGGAUGUACGGGUCCAAGACUACAAGGAGGGAACACCUGAAGAGAAAACCUACUACAUUGAACUGUGGGAUGUUGGUGGAUCUGUUGGCAGUGCAAGCAGCGUGAAAAGCACCAGAGCGGUCUUCUACAAUUCAGUUAAUGGAAUUAUAUUGGUUCACGACUUGACAAACAAGAAAUCCUCCCAGAAUCUGUACAGAUGGUCAUUAGAAGCUUUGAACAAAGAUUCCUCUCCAACAGGAGUCAUUGUCUCCAAUGGUGACUAUGACAGAGAGCAGUUUGCAGAAAACCCAGUGCCUUUGCUCUUGAUAGGCACCAAAUUUGACCAGAUCCCAGAAAAUAAACGCAAUGAGGUUCUGACCCGAACAGGCUUCUUAUCUGAGGACUUCAACGCAGAGGAGAUCAAUCUAGACUGCACCAACCCACGGUACCUCGCUGCAGGGACAUCAAAUGCAGUGAAGCUCAGCAGGUUUUUUGACAAGGUAAUAGAAAAGAGAUACUUCACAAGGGAUCCAAGUCAGAUGACGGCUUUUACAGACAGAAAACGGUUCAACUUUAAAAGUUUGCACUAUGACUGAUGAGCCCUGAACACAUCAGCGGUGGUCUGUGGUUUGAAGAUGCCUUUGAGCCUUCACACCUCCAGUCAACCAUCACAUUCACCCAGUACGUUUACGUGCACAGUAAUAUUCCACAGAAGUCUGAAUUUCACUGGUGUAACAAACAACGGUCCAUGAGCUUCAUCUGAAUCUGGACUCUGUAAAUAUAUGUAUGUGUUUAUAUCUGGGUGCUUCUCUGAAACUGGGUUUAUUUAGUAUCUGUCACUGUUCCGUCUUUUUAGACCCAAUAAUAAAAGGUAAAUGUGGACAGAUUUAACCCCAGGA
Molecule: messenger RNA, 1031 nt
Organism: Sphaeramia orbicularis (orbiculate cardinalfish)
Lineage: Eukaryota; Metazoa; Chordata; Actinopteri; Kurtiformes; Apogonidae
Gene: rabl3
Product: RAB, member of RAS oncogene family-like 3
Exons: 8
Coding region: 27-728 (233 amino acids)
Source: RefSeq, a predicted model, not a curated record